GCCUCAUUUUUGCCAUGAUAAUUACUCCUGCCAGCAGUAUUUUAUUUUCGCCCGAAGUUCAGGUUUCAUAAUUCAUUAGUGAUGACAUGAAUGCUUCAUUUUCCCAAUCCUGUAUCAUGAACCCGUGUCUUUUUUUACGGCAACGCCCGUAUGUAUUUUGUUUAACCGCUCCACUCCUCGCUUCCAGACGCCAAAACCCAAGAAAACGGGCAAAACAAUCCCAAUGAAAGACAGUAUCGAAGGAAAAUCGCAUGGUUCGCACAGCCUGGUUAGCGAGCGCCGUUGUAAUUGUUCGUGGCCCAAUCAUCACUAGCAAAUGUCUGGUUUUGUGUCGACGUUGUGAGGGGUUGUGCGAGACCAGGCUCGAACCGCACUGGCCUCAUUGUUCGCAAAACAGUAGGUGCAGCAUUUGGGAUGUCGCUUGUGGCAUAAUUCAUAUUUCCAAUAUUAUCCGCCAUAUCCCAGGGGCCAGGAAAGAGGUUGAAAAGCAUAUUUGGGUCUCGUGUAUAAUCCGGGAUCGGGGGUGCCAAAACUUGUGGAGGGUCAUGGUUGGGACGGCGAAUCUCAUUGACGGCGCCUUCGUACGGCAUUUGUGGCUGGGUACCACCACCGAUUGGAGCAACAUUAUCCGUAGUUUCUGCCUCAUUAUACUGGGUUUGGGUAGAUUCUCUCGGAAAACAUGUGGUCCAUAUCUUCUCCCACUUCUCAUGAUCGCCAGACACCGCAGCGACUGCGCCUUUGAGCUUCUUAAACUCGCCUGGUAGCAAAACCCCCGUCUCCGCAAUGCUUUGUUCAUCGCAGCCUGUAUUUGUAUGACUAUCCCAUCUCUCAUCGGCGCCAAGGCCAUGGAACUCGAUCCGACAUCUCCAACAGUAGAAAACUAUUUUAUCUGGGUCCCUUGUCGUUCCUGGGUGUGUCGCAUUGUCGUCCGUAGAUUGGUCGGUUUCCUGUACAUCCAGUGUAACAUGGUUCAAUACAUGGCAUCGGCC
Messenger RNA from Fusarium odoratissimum NRRL 54006, 989 nucleotides. RefSeq lists its product as uncharacterized. Bases 252 to 764 code for a protein of 170 amino acids. The record is from RefSeq and is a predicted model, not a curated record. Lineage: Eukaryota; Fungi; Ascomycota; Sordariomycetes; Hypocreales; Nectriaceae. The transcript has a single exon.